Molecule: messenger RNA, 1703 nt
Organism: Elaeis guineensis (African oil palm)
Lineage: Eukaryota; Viridiplantae; Streptophyta; Magnoliopsida; Arecales; Arecaceae
Product: universal stress protein PHOS32
Source: RefSeq, a predicted model, not a curated record
CCAUUAUAUAUCUAAUAAAUAUGCGUUUAUUUAGAUCCUGAGAGGAAGUUGCGGAGAUCGGGAGAUGUGUACUAUCCUUUGACAAAAUCCACUUAUAUAAUGCCUACUUGCCUGGCGUAUCUUCUUUUUGUCGUUUUGAUUCCUCACAGUUCUCGGGUGGAAAAUAACAAACUAAAAUUCUUAAGCUUUACGAACGGGGGACGAUCUGAUCUCAAACCCUUACACCCUCUAUCUUCCAUAUUCUCAUUGUAAAACACUACAAAAUUCUCCCGAAAACUAAGAAAGGAACCCUCAAUCGUGUUAUGAAUCCCAAGCAAACACCACCGGAGCCCAAUCGCCAGGCCGCGCCGCCUCCGGCGGCGGCGGUGGCGGCCGCGCAGGCGAUCCAGCCGUCCUCCCCCCGCUUCUUCUUCUCGGCCGCGGCGGCAGCGGCGAGCCCGGGUUCCCACCGCCGGAUCGCGAUCGCCGUCGAUCUGAGCGAUGAGAGCGCCUACGCCGUGCGGUGGGCGGUCCAGAACUACCUCCGCCCUGGCGACGCCGUGAUCCUCCUCCACGUCCGCCCCACCAGUGUCCUCUACGGCGCCGACUGGGGCUCGAUUGACCUCUCGGUCUCCGCCGCCACGGCGGCCGCCGCUGAGGAGCCCGAUUCCGAGGAGUCGCAGCAGAAGCUGGAGGAUGAUUUCGACACCUUCACGACCACCAAGGCCCAGGAUCUGGCGCAGCCCCUCGUGGAGGCUCAGAUCCCUUUCAAGAUCCACAUCGUCAACGACCACGACAUGAAGGAGAGGCUCUGUCUCGAGGUGGAGAGGCUCGGCCUCAGCGCCGUCAUCAUGGGGAGCAGGGGGUUCGGGGCCUCGAAGAGAAGCAGCAAGAGCCGGCUUGGAAGUGUCAGUGACUACUGUGUCCACCACUGUGUGUGCCCUGUAGUGGUGGUACGUUACCCCGAUGAUGGGAUCGGUGCCAGAUCGGGGGCCAGGAGAUCAUCAGUGGAUGGUGGUGAUGGGGCGGUGGGGAAGGGUUUGGAGCUGCAGCCAGUGCCAGAAGAAGAGCAUGAGCGCCCUGAUGCCACUGAAGGAAAGAAAGAGAUGACAUCAGAGGGCACACCCACUAAUGCAGCUGCUGAGAUGCUAUCUUUCAUUGUAUAUGCAGAGAUGACAUCAGAGGGCAUGGAGGAGAUUUUAGACGUUCACGAGAUUAGGAUAUGUCGGGGUACACAUCAUCAAUAUUUGGUACAUUGGCAAGGGCGUCCAGUGAUUGAUAGCAGUUGGAUUUCGGAGAUAGAGUUGCACCGGCUUGAAGAGGAUCUAUACCAAAGCUAUUAAGAGGCUAUCUCGAUGGGUCGAGAUUUCUUCCAUUUGGAGAGAACUGAUGCAACGCAUCAGAUGUUUGAGGAGUAUGUAGCCUGUGACGUGGUCCUUACUAUUCCAGGUGAAAAAUGGGCCAUCCUCAGCAAAGGUAAAAUCAGGCAGCCACCUUCGCAGUAGGAAGCUGGUUGAAUCUUCUUAUAGCGGGGAUUCACUUUUUUGUAAUGGAACAGUGUUACCGAUUGCUCUCUCUUGCUUGUUCCUCAACUUCCGUAAACUGAGUUGAUUGUUGGGCAUAUUGUAUCCUUUGUGUUUCUUAGAUUCCAACAACUUGUCUCAAGGAUUUCCGUGCUUCUUUAUGGAGUAAUUUAUGCUGCUGCAGUUGUUCUAUCCAUCUAA